Molecule: messenger RNA, 1212 nt
Organism: Striga hermonthica
Lineage: Eukaryota; Viridiplantae; Streptophyta; Magnoliopsida; Lamiales; Orobanchaceae
Source: the annotation of a GenBank genome assembly
UUCGAGCAAUUUGAGCGCGAGCAGGAGGAGGAGUACGAGAGGCAAUCGCAGGCCUCGAAUCAACAUGACCGUCCACGUAUCGAGAAACCAAGGCUUGUGCUGUCCACGUUCAACGGAGAAAACCCCGACGCAUGGCUUAACCAAGCUGCGCAAUAUUUUGACAUCAACGAGAUGCCUUGGUAUGAGAGGGUCAAAUAUGCGGCCUAUUACCUAGAUGGAGAAGCCAAUGUUUGGUGGAAAUGGCUUGUGAGCAACUACCAAGGCAACCCGCUCCACAUCCGAUGGGAAGAAUUUGAACGCGAAUUACUUGCUCGAUUUGGGUCAUCCGACUAUCACAGCUAUGACGAGGCGCUCUCACACAUCAAGCAGACGGGGAGUCUUCGGGACUACAUGAAGGAGUUCGAGGGGCUCGCCUGUCGGGUUCGCAACUGUCCGAGUUCUGCACUCAUUCGGACUUUCAUAGGUGGGCUCAAAUUCGAUCUAGCCGCAGAAGUCCGACUGGAGCAGCCGGACACGAUGCAUAACGCCAUGAAGGUGGCCCGCCGACGAGAAGACCAUCUAGUCGCUACGCGAAGGGGAUGGGCGGAUGUGCGAUACGCCGACACGCGACGCACGGGGCUGAACCAAGCCACGGCCGGCGCAUGGCCGAGCGUCAAUAAUCGGCCAGUGGGGUCGAUAGUGAGGCGGCUGUCACCCGAGGAAGUUAAACGUCGACGUGAGAAAGGCUUAUGUUUCAAGUGUGAGGAGAAGUUUACACCAGGUCAUCAGUGUAAGCAAGCCUUUGUGAUCGAAGUUGCUAAUCCUGAUGAGGAAGGAUCUGAGGACGAGGAGGAACCACAUCAGGAUAUCAUAGUUGAGGGGCCUGACGAAGAAGCAAAAAUCUCAAUGCACGCGACGGCCGGGAUACGAGGGCCUCGAACGAUGCGAUUGCAGGCCUGGGUCAAGGAUCGGAAGGUGGUGGUGCUAGUAGACAACGGGUCAUCACACAACUUCAUCAAUGCCGACUUGUCCCAGAAGCUGAACUUACCAACCACGAAUAUCGAACCUUUUAAAGUACGAGUAGCCAAUGGUGAGAGGCUGCAAUGCACUAAAUCCUUCCGGAAGGUGCCAAUCAGGUUCAGCGGAGUUACGGUGAAGGCUGAUCUCUAUGCUUUACCUCUGGUUGGGCCGGAUGUCGUCCUAGGAGUACAAUGGCUCGAGGGGUUAGGCAAG